ACAUCACAGAUCCCCUCUCGAUCAGAAAACGCCACAGAUCCCACAUGAUCAUCAAAUACAUGAUCACAAAACGCCAGAGAUCCCUCUCGACCAGGAAACGCCACAGAUCCCACAUGAUCAAGAAACGCACGAUCAAGAAAUGCACGAUCACGGAACACCACAGAUCCCUCUCGACCAGGAAACACCGCAGAUCCCUCUCGACCAGGAAACGCCGCAGAUCCCACAUGAUCAUCAAAUACAUGAUCACAAAACGCCAGAGAUCCCACAUGAUCAUGAAACACUCGAUCAAGAAAUGCACGAUGAGAAAACGCCACAGAUCCCAUAUGAUCAUCAAACGCACGAUCACAAAACGCCAGAGAUCCCGCUCGAUCAGGAAACACCACAGAUCCCUCUCGAUCACGAAACGCCACAGCUCCCACACGAUCACAGAACGCCACAACUCUCACUCGAUCACGGAACGUCGCAUAUCCCACACGAUCACGACGAGGAAAUGGAAUCCACGGAUCAACUCGAAGAACCCACAAAUCACGAAGCUGAACCCGCCAGUGAAAAAGAACCAGCGAGUCCGGAAAUCAAACUGCCCAAUCAGAAUGUUUUUAGUGAGAGCGAAGAAAUUAAAUCCACCAACGAGAAGAAUUUAGAAGAAGAAUUUAAAAAUCAUGAAUCAGAAUCGACAAAUCGGGAAGAAGAGCUUUUAAAAGAUUCCGAGAUGGACGACAACUCCUGCUCAUCGAUGUUGGACACCGACCAGUCACGGAGCUCGUUUGGGAAUGUGGCCGUGGAAAGCGCCAAAGACGACCAGUCGGAAGCGCCGGAGGAGCUGGAGGAAGUUUCGGAAAUGGUCAACGAAAAAGAGGAAGAACUCGCGGCGUCUGAAACCGCGCUGAGAACAGACGAGAAGACCGACCGAUCCGAAGACGGGGAACUGGACGAGGAGUUUGAAAUUAUCCAGAAUGAAGAGGUCCUUAAAAUUCAAGAAGAAAUGUCGCAGCAAGAAAAAUUAUUAGCUUGGUCCAGAAGUUCAAAAAUGGAAGAAAUAUCCCAAAAUGUGGCUUUGGAAGAAGUGAAAGAGAGUGAGACUUCCCAAACGAAAGACCAGGUGGCGGAAAAUCUGGAAAUAUUUGAACAACAGAAAACGGAAGAGAUGGAAGAAACGUGUCCUAAAAUUACGGUCGAGGAGGAGCCUAAAGAAGCAGCAGAAACUGUCGAUGACGUACGAGAAGCUGGUGCGACUGAAGAAAGCGCCGAAUUGAAAACGCAAGACAAGGUGGAGGAGGAAGAGGAGGAGAUUAUUACGGAUUGGGAGGAGCCUAAGGAGAAAAGUCCAAGACAUGACCAACCAGAAGUCACAGCUUUGGAACCUGAAGAGAGAAGCCCGAAGAAUGACCAAGCAGACGUCACGGUUUCGGUUUCGGCGGAGCAACAAAACGAGGCGGAGCUCACUCAACUGCAAGACAAAACGGCGGCGACUGAGGAGGAGGAGGAGGAGGAAGAGACGAUGGAAACGGUCGACCGAUCAGAAGCAGUCUCGUUAAAAGAGGCUGAGGCAGGUCUUGUCGAAAUGCAGGAAGAAACGACGAGGAAAGACGACGAGGAGCCGGAGGAGCGUCGAGAGAAACCUGCCGCGGCAACAACGGUCGAACAGUCGGAGAUGGAGGAGAGCGCGGAGGGGGCGGAGCUCGAUGAGGACAAAAUGGCGGACAAACCACAGACGCCUGGAGAGACAGAUCCUGCUGCAGUCUUUGAGAUCGGGGAUUUAAAAUCUCACCAGAUUCUCCUCGUGUCUAUGCUGUCUGUGGAGCGUCCGGAGUUUUCCAUGAACGACGAGGAGGUCGGGUCCGUGGACAUGUUUGAAGACUCUCAGGACAAAGAGGAGGGAGACUCGGACCUGGAGGACGCCGUGAGCCCGGUGCUGGACCUGGACCCGAGUCUGGACAUGGAGGUGAUGGCUCUGAUCUCGUCCGCGUCGCCGCCUCCGUCUCUGCUGGCGCUGUCGUCGCCGAGCCCCACGCUGCUGAUGCCCCGGCGGGGGAAAGGCCGCUCGGCGCUGCGCUCGCUCCAGUCCGGCUGCAGGGCGGAAGACGACCUCACGGCGCGGCUCAGGCAGUCGCCGUUCUCCACCGAAGCGUCGCCCGAAAACUCGCCGACGCGCCUCGCCCUGACCCCGCCCCCUCUGUCGCCCCUGACAACAUCGCCCAGCAACAGAGAGAGUCCGCCGCUGUCCAGGACCAUGUAA
Molecule: messenger RNA, 2236 nt
Organism: Boleophthalmus pectinirostris (great blue-spotted mudskipper)
Lineage: Eukaryota; Metazoa; Chordata; Actinopteri; Gobiiformes; Gobiidae
Product: probable serine/threonine-protein kinase kinX
Exons: 4
Coding region: 140-2236 (698 amino acids)
Source: RefSeq, a predicted model, not a curated record